Carcharodon carcharias (great white shark) is the source of this 2346-nucleotide messenger RNA. RefSeq names its product polymerase (DNA directed), mu (gene polm). Bases 262 to 1824 code for a protein of 520 amino acids. The record is from RefSeq and is a predicted model, not a curated record. Gene Ontology annotation, biological process: double-strand break repair via nonhomologous end joining. Gene Ontology annotation, molecular function: DNA binding; DNA-directed DNA polymerase activity. Lineage: Eukaryota; Metazoa; Chordata; Chondrichthyes; Lamniformes; Lamnidae. The transcript is spliced from 11 exons. Gene Ontology annotation, cellular component: nucleus.
UUGCGGCGGCGCGCCGGCCUCGACUUCCUCGCCCGGCCUCGUUCGUGAGAAUUACCCCGUCCGCUUGUCGAGAAAAAAGCUUCAAUGCAGUUGCGUGGUGUAGUCUGUCUCUCGUCAAUAACAUUUCACCCUUUCAGAUCCCCAUAAAGCAGUAACUUCUCUGGCUUUGUGGGGCUGGUGUUGAGCCCCACGUCUGACACUGACAAGUCCUGCUUAGCUUUAAAUUUGAACUGUGGCUUCAUUUCUCUCCCUCAGCCAACUAUGGCCUUGGUGCAUCAGAAGAAGAGGCGGAAAGACCCUGCUCCUUAUUUGGAUGGCGGUGGCCCAGUUGGUGUGGUAAAGUUCAGCGAAGUUGGCAUAUUUUUGGUGGAGAGGAGGAUGGGGUCGAGCAGGCGGUGCUUCCUGACCGAGCUCGCUCGGAAAAAGGGGUUCAGAGUGGAAGAGCAGAUGAGUGAAUCUGUCACUCAUGUUGUGUCUGAGAAUAACACUGGUAAUGAAGUGUUGGAAUUGCUGGAGAAACAGAGUGGAAUUUGCGGAAGCGAAUUCAGAGCAGCCUUGGUAGAUAUCACAUGGUUCACUGAGAGCAUGGGGGCAGGCAAACCCUUGGAAAUGGAAAAUCGCCAUCGCCUUCAGGUAAAGCGAGCUGCUGCUGCUGGCACCAUUGGGGUUCCUGUUUCACCGUACGCCUGUCAAAGAAAAACCACACUGCACAAUAGAAACAGAUUAUUUACGGAUGCAUUGAAGAUACUGGCUGAAAAUGCAGAGUUAUGUGAGAAUGAGGGACGGUACCUGGCAUUCACUAGAGCAUCUUCUAUUCUGAAGUCAUUGCCAUAUAAUGUGGCCAAAAUGGAUGACCUCAAAGGGAUUCCCAGUCUUGGAGAUCAUUCUAGAAAGGAAAUCCUUGAAGAUGGAAUCUGCAGUGAAGUUCAGAAUUUAAUCCAAAAUGAGAGAUAUCAGACACUAAAGCAAUUUACAAGUAUCUUUGGCGUUGGUGUGAAAACAGCUGAUAAGUGGUUCAGAGAGGGGUUGCGAACUCUGGAUGAACUGAGAGCAUCGAAAAUAAAGCUUACAAAAGAACAGAAAGCAGGCCUGCUCUAUUAUGAAGACCUCAUCGUACCAGUUACAAAGGCAGAGGCGGAUUUGAUCAGACAAAUUGUUGAAAGAGCUGUACACAGAUUUUUACCUGCUGCAGUGAUAACAUUAACUGGUGGCUUUCGAAGAGGGAAGGAGUAUGGCCAUGAUGUUGACUUCCUCAUAACUCUCCGUGAAGAAGGCAAGGAAGAGGGCCUUAUUUACCAAGUGAUUAGUUGGAUGGCUGCCCAGGGUAUGAUAUUGUAUGAUGACAUCCUAGAAAGCAGUUGUCAUAAGUUGAAGAACAAGGAGCCUGAGAUAUUUGAUCACUUUGCAAAAUGUUUUUCGAUCUUCAAACUGCAGAAGAUGGUAAAUAAUCUAGAACCUAGCAGACCAUGCAAUCAUGACUCUUUGGCUGUGAAUGAGACUCGAGGAAUUGGACUUGCUGGUCAUGCAGGGACUACUCGGCAUGUAACUGCUGCUGCAGCAAAGGAUAAGGACUGGAAGGCUGUGAGAGUGGAUCUGGUCUUUGCACCCUUUGGCCAGUAUGCUUAUGCCUUAUUAGGAUGGACAGGUUCACAGCUCUUUGAACGAGACCUUCGCAGAUACGCCAAACACUGCAAGCAUAUGAGUUUGACCAGCCAUUCUUUGUUUGAUAGUGCACAGAAUAAAUUUUUGCCAGCUGCUACAGAAGAAGAGAUCUUUGCGCAUCUAGGAUUGGAUUACAUACCACCUCACGAAAGAAAUGCUUGAUGUGCUGGAUUCAAGAUGCAGGAGUAUAGAGAAUAAGCAGUGAGGACACCUUAGGGUAUACCCUCUUGCAAAAUGUCUAUUUAUGUAUCAUUUGAUAUACAACACCAAGUGAAGGCGGGCCAUUCACUGAUUUUUUUUGGUUCUGUACGACUUACAUCUGUAUACGUUGUUGUAGAAUUGGUAAGUUAUCUGUUGAUGGAUUAACUAUUCAUUUGUUUAGCAUCCUGUGAAGUUUCUAUAUGAUGCAUACAUGUGGACAUGUAUAUCAUUGACUCAGCUGUUGCACUUUGUCCUCUGAAUCAGAAGCUUGUGAGUUCAUGUUGCACUUUAGAGACUUGAGCUCAAAAUCUUAACUGAAGCUGAGGAUGCCAGUUUUUCAGAUAGACUUCAAGGUGAAGUCUGACCUGCCCCUUGAGGUGAAUGUAAAAGAUCUCCAAGUGCAGUUCAAAAAAGAGCACGGUUGUUCUUCCUGGUCAACCUUUAUACUAAAUCAACAUCACUGAAUAAAAUAAAUUUAUCUCA